Molecule: messenger RNA, 1571 nt
Organism: Papaver somniferum (opium poppy)
Lineage: Eukaryota; Viridiplantae; Streptophyta; Magnoliopsida; Ranunculales; Papaveraceae
Product: cytochrome P450 71A1-like
Exons: 2
Coding region: 761-1372 (203 amino acids)
Molecular function (GO): monooxygenase activity; iron ion binding; heme binding
Source: RefSeq, a predicted model, not a curated record
UUCAUAGGAAACUGUUUGCACUUGCUAUUCCAUGGAUUACCGCAUCGUGCUCUAUGGAAACUCUCGCAGAAACAAGGUCCUAUCAUCCACCUUCAGCUAGGGAGAAUACCAGUCCUAGUAAUCACUUCAGCUGAAUUAGCAAAACAAGUUCUGAAGACAAAUGAUCUAAACUUUAGUAGUAGGCCCUCAUUAGUAUGCCCUGGAAAAUUCUCUUAUAAUUUCAUGGAUGUCACGUUUAGUUCUUACAAUGAUUACUGGAAGGAGAUGAGAAAGAUUUUUGUUUUCGAGCUUUUAAAUCCAAAACGACUGCUAUCUUUUCGGUCUAUUAGAGUAGACGAGGUCGCUUUUAUGGUCGACUCCAUUUCUCAAUCGUCUUAUAAGCCUGUCAAUCUUUCUGAACAUUUGGUCUCUCUUACUUUCACCAUAAUAUCUAGGAUUGCCUUUGGCAGAGAAUUUGAUAAGGUUAGAUUUCAGGGUAUUUUUUACGAAUGUAUGCAAACUUUGGGUAGUUAUUUUGUAGGCGAUCUUUUUUCAUAUUUUUGGGUUGGUAAUCGAUGUUCUCACAGGACAACGUUCAAAGCUGAAGAGGAAUUUUCAUAAACUCGAUAAUUUCCUACAACAGGUCAUCGACCAGCAUAUCGACUCAGAUCAAAGGAGGCCUACGUCACAACAAGACGACAUUAUUGAUAUCUUGCUUGGACUAGAAAAAGAUGGGGUUGGUCCAGUUCAAAUCACUAAAGAUCGUAUCAAAGCACUCCUCAUGAAUAUUUUUGUUGGUGGUAUAGGUACAAGUACUAUUACAAUGGUCUGGGCAAUGGCAGAACUUAUUAAGAACCCCAGGGUAAUGAAAAAAGUGCAAGACGAGGUAAGGAAGUGCGUAGGCAGGCAAGGGAAAGUUGAAGAAGCAGAUCUUGACCAGCUUCAUUACUUAAAAAUGAUCUUGAAGGAGACUCUAAGACUGCAUCCUCCAGGUCCAAUGUCUAUUCCAAGAGAAAGCAUUAGACACUGCAAGAUAAACAAAUAUGAUAUCCUUCCCAAAACAACUGUUUUAAUUAACGCGUGGGCUAUUGGACGAGAUCCAAGUUCAUGGGACAAUCCAGAAGUUUUCUUCCCAGAAAGGUUCAUCACUAACUCCAUUGAUUUCAGAGGACAACACUUCGAGUUUUUACCAUUUGGAUCAGGUCGACGUGGUUGUCCAGGGAUAUCAUUAGGAACUACAAUAAUGGAACUCACACUUGCAAAUCUUCUUUACAGUUUUAAUUGGGAAUUACCUUAUGGAUUGAUGCCUGAAGAUAUGAACAUGGAUGAGGCUGGUACUUUUGCUGUCCAUAAGAAAUUUUCUUUAGAAGUUGUGCCGGUCGUGUAUAAAUGAUUGCCAUUAAGAUCCACGCUGGUCUUGAUGUUGGUUAAUCGAAGAUUUUUAUGCCGAUAUGAUUUGUCAGUAAGACCCGCGCCGAUCUCAACUGGCUAGCACUAGCAGCAGUUUCUUCUGAAUCAAUCAACUUCUUUUGCUAUCGAUAUUAUGGUCGUUUAGUUAUUGUUUAUUGGCUUGUGACCCUAAAAUAUAAAUA